CCCUUGCAGCUCCUCCCGUGCAGCUCGUUCCCGCAGCCGCCGCGCCGAAGAUGGCGGGCGAGCUGGGGUCGUCGGAGGCGCUGUCGCUGUCGUCCGUGCCGCCGCCGUCGGUGGCGGUGUCGGUGGCGGGGACGGGGCCGGGGGAGGAGGACCCGGCCGCGGCCUUCCUGGCGCAGCAGGACGCCGCCAUCGCCGGCAUCGAGAACGACGAGCCCUUCGGGGCCCCCGACCCGGGCCCGCAGGCCCCCGACAACACCAGCAACGCCGCCUUCGAGGACCUGGGAACCACUGUCAAUGGAGACGUAUUUCAGGAGGCCAACGGUCCCUCGGAUGGCUACGCCGCCAUCGCCCGAGCCGACCGGUUAACCCAGGAGCCCGAAAGCAUCCGCAAGUGGAGAGAGGAGCAAAAGAAGCGACUGCAGGAGCUGGAUGCCGCCUCCAAGGUGACUGAGCAGGAGUGGCGGGAAAAGGCCCAGAAGGACCUGGAGGAGUGGAAUGUGCGGCAGAACGAGCAAAUGGAAAAGAACAAGGUUAACAACAGGAUCGCUGACAAGGCAUUCUACCAGCAGCCCGAUGCCGAUGUCAUAGGCUACGUGGCGUCGGAAGAGGCCUUCCUGAAGGAGUCCAAGGAAGAGGCGCCCGGCAGCGAGUGGGAGAAGGUGGCCCAGCUCUGCGACUUCAACCCCAAGAGCAGCAAGCAGAGCAAGGACGUCUCCCGCAUGCGCUCAGUGCUCAUCUCCCUGAAGCAGACCCCGCUGGCCCGCUAGGGAAACCAAAGAGCGGAGGGCGGGGAG
Messenger RNA from Tachyglossus aculeatus (Australian echidna), 794 nucleotides. It is a transcript of the gene CLTB, whose product is annotated as clathrin light chain B. The transcript is spliced from 6 exons. The coding region runs from base 51 to 767 and encodes 238 amino acids. Gene Ontology annotation, biological process: intracellular protein transport; clathrin coat assembly; clathrin-dependent endocytosis. Gene Ontology annotation, molecular function: clathrin heavy chain binding; structural molecule activity. The record is from RefSeq and is a predicted model, not a curated record. Gene Ontology annotation, cellular component: postsynaptic endocytic zone cytoplasmic component; plasma membrane; clathrin coat of trans-Golgi network vesicle. NCBI's taxonomy places the organism in Eukaryota, Metazoa, Chordata, Mammalia, Monotremata, Tachyglossidae.